AUGGUUUAUUUAGAAAACUUAAAGGAGGGAAUGCUGCAAACAAAGAAAAAAGAAAAGAAAAGAGGUGUUGAAGUAAAGAUUAAGAAAAAAAUAGAAAAACUUAAAAUUCCAAUCUCUACCAUUCUUGAGCAAUGUCAUAUUCAGCCUUCGCCAAACAACGUCAACGAGCUAACACUUCCCCUUGUAUGCUUCGAUAUAGUAAGCUUGGAUUUUAAUCCAGUUCAUGGGUUUCUUUUCCUUGAUUUCCCUUGUUCCAAGAAUCAUUUCCUGGAAACCAUCGUUCCAAAACUCAAACAAUCUCUCCGCGAAACUCUCAAUCAUUUUCUUCCAUUCUCCGGCAAUAUAAUCCGCCCAAUAAACUCCGGCUGGCCUAUUUCUCGUUACGUGUUGGGGGACUCAGUUUCUCUAAAAAUUGCUCAGUGCGAUAAAUACUUCAAUCAUCUCACUGGGUACCAUCCCCGGGCUGUGGGUGAAUUCUACUUCUGCAUUCCUGAAUUGCCGCCUGCAACCCAUUCAUCGGAUUUCAUCAUAUUUCCAGUUACAGCCUUGCAAGUCACGCUAUUUCCUGGCCACGGCAUCCGUAUUGGUUUUACGAACAAUCACACCAUUGGCGAUGCCAAUACAAUUUUUGGUUUUGUGAGAGCUUGGGCUACGGUUACCAGAUUUGGUGGAGAUCCACAGUUCUUUGAGGAUCAACUUUUGCCUUUUGUUGACACAUAA
This is a messenger RNA of Olea europaea var. sylvestris, 720 nucleotides long. RefSeq names its product malonyl-coenzyme:anthocyanin 5-O-glucoside-6'''-O-malonyltransferase-like. Lineage: Eukaryota; Viridiplantae; Streptophyta; Magnoliopsida; Lamiales; Oleaceae. The record is from RefSeq and is a predicted model, not a curated record. The transcript has 2 exons. The coding region runs from base 1 to 720 and encodes 239 amino acids.